This is a messenger RNA of Synchiropus splendidus (mandarinfish), 2837 nucleotides long. It is a transcript of the gene lrit1a, whose product is annotated as leucine-rich repeat, immunoglobulin-like and transmembrane domains 1a. The record is from RefSeq and is a predicted model, not a curated record. Bases 252 to 2195 code for a protein of 647 amino acids. Gene Ontology annotation, molecular function: protein binding. Gene Ontology annotation, cellular component: endoplasmic reticulum membrane. The transcript is spliced from 4 exons. NCBI's taxonomy places the organism in Eukaryota, Metazoa, Chordata, Actinopteri, Syngnathiformes, Callionymidae.
GGGACGUCUCUGCGCAGCCUAUCGGAUUCCGGGAUGCAAUACGCAUCCAAAUGAAAAGAACGCCAGUCCUUUCACUAAUCCUAGUCUAUCCUUUUUAUCUCGGGACUCAUAGCAGUCUGAUCACUAUGGGACAGCGAAGCGGUGGGACAAAGCCAUGCGGAUCAUAUUCUUGUAAAUGAGCGAGGAGACUGGUCGCGGGGACUUUAGCGGGGCGCAUGUUACCUGCAGCGUGUGCGUAACCGUGGGCCAACAUGUUCCUGGUGCUGCUCGUGGGGCUCUAUGUGGCCACAGGUGAUCUCUUCCCUCCUGUGGACUCCUGCCCGUCACAGUGCAGCUGUUUUUACCACAACCUGAGUGAUGGAUCCAAGGCCAGGAGUGUCAUUUGCAACGACCCCGAGAUCUCUCUGGUGCCUGUCGGCUUCCCCGUGGACACGUCCAAGUUAAGAAUCGAGAAAACAGCCAUCCAGCGGAUACCGAGCGAAGCCUUCAACUACCUCUCCAGCUUGGAGUUCCUCUGGAUGUCCUUCAACACACUGUCCACGCUCAGGUCCGACAGUUUCAGGGGGCUUUUGAAUCUGGAGGAGCUGCGUCUGGACGGAAACGCGCUGGGAGCAUUCCCCUGGGAUUGUCUGAUGGAUAUGCCAAGUCUCAGACUUCUAGAUUUGCACAACAACCAGCUCACCUCGCUGCCCGCGGAGGCCACCACCUACAUCCGGAACCUCACCUACCUGGACCUGUCCAGCAACAACAUGAUGACUCUGCCGGCCCAGGUGCUGUCCACCUGGCUGGCUGUCAAGCCCACGCAGGGGCCGGAGAGCUCCAAAAUGAUACUAGGUCUCCAUGACAACCCCUGGGUGUGCGACUGUCGCCUCUACGACCUGGUCCAGUUUCAGAAGUCGCCCACUCUCUCCGUGGCGUUCAUCGACACCAGACUCAGGUGUUCGGCCCCGGAGAGCGUGUCGGGGGUCUUGUUCAGCGACGCAGAGCUGAGGCGCUGUCAGCUCCCGUGGAUCCACACGGCUGUGGCGCGAGUCCGCAGUGCUGUGGGGAACAACGUGUUGCUCCGGUGUGGGACUAUUGGAGUUCCCAUUCCUGAGCUGACGUGGCGAAGGGCUGACGGACGGCAGCUCAACGGCACAGUCCAACAGGAGACGGCCAGCGACGGCAUCACCUGGUCCAUCCUCAGCGUCCCGGCCGUGUCCUACAGAGACUCUGGGAAAUACAUCUGCAAGGCCACCAACUACGAGGGCAACGCAGAGGCCGUCAUUUUUCUGAUCGUGUCCAACUCGCCCAAGUCUGAAGGGAACCAAACCAACGACAAGAAGGCCAAAGUCAAAAAACCCAACGGCUUGGGCAAAGCAGCCUAUCAGGAGAAGCUGGUCGCCAGAUAUGUGGUGCCGACCUCCGCUGCUUCCUCACCUUCCAUCUCUGACUCGGAGUCUCCAUCGGGGCUGGAAUCUGAUCCUGAAGCCGUUGUUUUCAACAGAGCUACGUCCGAUCCUGCGACCUCAUCUAACCAAGAUGCUCUGCUGGACCUGGAGAAGACCAAUCUUAGCAACCUUGCUGCCAACACCUCGUCCUUGCAGCAGGACCCGGACCGGGUGGUUCGCUCGGUGAAGGUGGUGGGAGACACGGACAACACCAUUUCUCUGAACUGGAGGGCCCCCAAGGCUAAGAACACGACGGCCUUCAGCGUCCUGUACGCUGUGUUCGGAGAGAGAGACAUGAGGAAGAUAAACGUUGGAGCGGGUCAGAACCGCGUGACCAUAGAAGGGCUGGUGCCCAGAACCAAGUACAUCGCCUGUGUGUGUGUGAGGGGUUUGAUUCCUAAAAAGGAGCAGUGUGUCAUUUUCUCCACCGAUGAAGCAGCCAGUGCCACCGGCACCCAGAAGCUCAUCAAUGUCAUCGUGAUCACGGUGGCCUGCAUCAUCGCCGUCCCGCUCACCGUCAUCGUGUGCUGCGGGGCGCUGAAGAGACGCAUCCAGAAAUACUGGGGGAAGAAGUCCAAGGACAUCCAGGAUUCCUACGUGACCUUUGAAACUCUGUCCCCCGGCACCAAAGCCAAAGGGCUGGAGGGCGAGUAUCUGAACAGACUGAACCCAGAGGAGUCCAACCGGCUGCUGUCGGCCCGCUCCAGCCUGGACUCCGAGGCCACGGCUAAAAUAGAGGGACAGCCUAAUGAGUACUUCUGCUGACAUCAUGCUCCAGCUCCGGCUCCCGCUCCACGUCACCUGCCCCGCGCUCACCCGCACCCCAGCCCGCUCUCAAACACCCACUCGCACCCCCACCCGCAGACUCUUCCUCACCUCCAGCAACGCUACCACCCGCACCCGUACCCCCACCACUACCCUUACCCCCACCAUCAGCAGCACCUUGACGUCAGCCCCCCGCUGACACGGUCCCACACGCCCAUGCCCUGGGACUCCCCUCCACCUGUUCCCCCUCGCUGGAUCACACCACCGACCCCUCCCCCUCCAAGAGGAAACUUCUAUCAACGAACAUUUGCACGCUGCACUAUCAUGGAGAUAUCGGUUUAGAGAGGGGGGCGCUGCGCAGUGGCCUGUCAAUCAUGUGCUUACCAUGAAAUUGAGAAUGCUAAAACUAAAAAAAGGAACCAUAUAUCUAAAAUUAUGUAUUUCAUUUUUUAUUGAAAAACAUGGAUGGUCACAAUUAAAAUAGUUGAGGGGUAGUGGUGUGUUCAAAGUGCCUGUUAACAGUCUGACUUUCACGUCCUUAUGAAGUCAGUGAAUGCACCAUUGCUCAGAGGAAAGCUUGAAUGCAAAGUGUAAGUGUAAAAUGACAAACAUUUUUUGUUUAUUAAAUUGUUGUUGUUUUUU